AUGGGCACCUGUGAGCUUCUAGACUAUGCCACGGAGGGGUUUCUCGCUGCCCAUGAUGAUCUGCGCAGCGGUCAAAAAUCUCGAAGGACGAUUGAGAAAUGCGGCAAGGUCCUCAAUUUACUCCACAAUGCUCUCAAAGACUCACGACAAUUAAAAUCUCCGUACACACUGUGUGCCAUCUUUAUGCUCAUGAUUGCUGAAAUGUGGGUGUCCGAGUCGGCACAAAGUUACAUGAGCCACAUGCAAGGCAUCUGCACUUUGCUACACCAUACCAUUGACGAGCCAUGGCACGAUUCCUUUGGUCAAGACCUGCGCUACCACCUCAUAGUACCUGCUUGCAUCGAAGCUAUUAUAAAUCCCAACAUCCCCCAAAUUGAUUUACGAUAUCUCCAUAUUCUAAACACGCGUCUCGGGUGCUACCGACCGUUGGAUAAGGAAGAGGGCCAGGCGAUCGAGAGUCUAGACUUGCCAUAUCUGAUGCGCUUCUCGUGUUUCACCCGCCAGCCAGAGCUGCACGAAAAGGAGAUGGUCAGGGAAUACAAGCGGAUGCAGAUUGAGUGUCCGUUUGUGCGCCGGCGGCUGAUGGAUCUCACCAACAUGGCCAAAGCGACGAGGAAGACAAACACCGCUCUCGUCAGGGCACAGAUACAGAUGGGCGUGGCCUACACAAUGAUACUAAGCUUUACGCUUAUGAUCAAUGCCUUCAUCUCAGCCAUGGACCCGACAAGCAAAAGGCUUCAAGAAGAGGCCUUGCUCUAUGCGCGGGAAGCCAUCUGGAUUACACGCAUAUUGAGCAAACAGCUGCCUGUUGGGGCUGGCUUUAUGCCCGCAGCAUUAUUCGCGGCAUGGGUCGCCACAGACGACGACGAGGUUAUUGAAGGCAUUGAAUCGACCAUUAAGCAGCAUAAAAGCUACUGGGCGGAGCCGCAGUAUGUGGAGCACUUCACGACGUUGAAGAAGCGUGUCGGCAUUAUACGCAACAGAAGGCUGGUAGAGCUUCGCGCUGGUGGGCUGCGAGGUAUGGACGUAACGGCUUUUACAACGGCGAACGGCCCGGAAUACAAUCCAUGGGGCCGGGACGCGCCAUUCGUAGACACGAUGUCGCUACACAACGGCAACCCUCGGAUGAUGAUCUCGGGGGCGAGCUGUGUGCCGGAACCGGAAUCGGGGGCCCUUUACAAUUGGGACUUCAACUUCGCUGCCCUUGCUUUUAAUCAUGUAUAA
Molecule: messenger RNA, 1224 nt
Organism: Cordyceps fumosorosea ARSEF 2679
Lineage: Eukaryota; Fungi; Ascomycota; Sordariomycetes; Hypocreales; Cordycipitaceae
Exons: 3
Coding region: 1-1224 (407 amino acids)
Source: RefSeq, a predicted model, not a curated record